AUGGACGAGUACAGCGUGCGGCGCCUGGCCGCCCGCUGGGGGUGGACCGAGGUGCAGCACAAUGUGGCGAGUCGUGUGAUGGGUUUUGUGAGGGGCGGCGAGAGGGUGAACGUCUACUACACCACCGCUCCCCCUGCCCGCAUCCUGCCCGCCGCGCCCGCCGCCGCCCCAGGCACUGUGGGCACGUGCGUCGACCACCCGCGGGCGGGCAAGACGCAGCUGUUCCGCCGCAACCAGACUCUGGCCACCCUAGGCAACAUAUUCCAGGACCCCCGGGUCCACACAGGCGCCGGCUACUACCGCCGCCACAGCAGCACGCGCCCCGAGCCCAGCCAGGGCUGUGGCAGCGGCGGCCACCACAUGUGGGCGCGCCUGGCCACCCAAAAGGCUCAGGACCACCUGUUCGACCAGUGGGACAGUACGUGCACAGGAGUGCUGGCGCUGGGCGCUGGCUACUUCUUAGUCAACCACGAUGGCAGCACUGCAUGGAGCGGCGUGCCCAUUGAAUUGCACAACAAGGUCAAUGGCCGCCAGAAGAGCCUGGCCCGGGUGGACUAUGUGGUGUUGGGGGAGGGUGACGACUACUUUGUGCAGGUGAGGUGGCUGCAUGCAUGA
This is a messenger RNA of Monoraphidium neglectum, 615 nucleotides long. RefSeq lists its product as hypothetical. Lineage: Eukaryota; Viridiplantae; Chlorophyta; Chlorophyceae; Sphaeropleales; Selenastraceae. The transcript has 3 exons. The record is from RefSeq and is a predicted model, not a curated record. The coding region runs from base 1 to 615 and encodes 204 amino acids.